Aureobasidium melanogenum CBS 110374 is the source of this 2811-nucleotide messenger RNA. Its product is annotated as WD40 repeat-like protein. The transcript has 2 exons. Bases 1 to 2811 code for a protein of 936 amino acids. The record is from RefSeq and is a predicted model, not a curated record. NCBI's taxonomy places the organism in Eukaryota, Fungi, Ascomycota, Dothideomycetes, Dothideales, Saccotheciaceae. Gene Ontology annotation, molecular function: protein binding.
AUGCAUCGUGCUGUGAAGCAAGCUGCAACAGCUUCAAAACCAGCAUCUCAACCGACCUUUAAACUUCCUAAAAACAGCCAUCUCAUCAUCACAACUUCUGGUGGCAUUUUUUCAUGGGAUCGAGAUGGGGUCAAGCAGCUUUUCAGCAGUAGCAAGAAGGGCAUCCUUGCAGCUCGAGAAGCGAAAGAUGGAAGUCAAGUGCUUGCCGUAGCAGAUGAACAUGUCGUGGUGUUACAUGACUGCAAAAGAGGGCGCGAGGAGAGCUGGGGCUUGAGCGGUAGCGAGGGCAUCGUGCGACUGCUAGAAUAUGCACCGGAUGCAAAGUCUCUCUUCCUCAGCACUUCAUUGACUGGAGCUAUACAGCAUUACUCGAUCCACGAAUCACGCUAUCUCGACCCACCUUCCAAUCAUCCUUCUCCACCAACUGUUCUUGCUAUCUCUUCUACCUCUCACUUGAUGUUGUCUGCUUCCGAGAACCCGAGCGUGGUGUAUUUGCAGAACCUGGCUCUCAAGACAUCUGCCAUCCAACUGCAUCCGUCUGCAAGUGGCGCUGCUGUCGCAACAGCUGCUUUCCAUCCCGAACGACCCAACAUCUUCUUGCUGGCCUUCAAAGACGGCACAAUCGCUGCCUACGAUGCGACAAGAAUAACGCGAACGAGUGAAGCUUGUACUAGUACCAAGUCUCGUUCUGUGAACAACGGUCAUGCAGGCGAGAUCUCGCACUUGUCAAACCUACACCGUGUCACCAAUAUCAGGAAUUUGUCAGACCCUCCAGAUGCAUCACCAAACACGACCAUUGGGAGCAGAACCAUGGCCAUCACAGGUGCAGCAUUUCUCCCUGGUUUCCGUAGUCGCGCAGUCAGCGCUGGCGCAGAUGGACGAUGUAGACUGGUAGACUUCGAGGCUGGCGGCAAAAUACUUCGUACCUGGCACGCGCAAGCACCUGUAACUUCGUUGUCGGUUCUGGCGAUCAAGUCGUCUUCAAAGACCGAAAAGACAGUAUCCAAGCAGAAGCCUGGAGUCACCAUAAGCGGUACUGAAGCCAAAACUGUAAUCGCUGUGGGAAGGGUCGAUGGUCAGGUGCUUCUCUUUGAUUCCGUCGGACUACGUCUCGAUCAAGUCCGCGUAAAUGCGCUCGGUGAGAAGGUCAUCAACGUGGAGUGGAUGGACGGUCCCAGCCCCUACGCCAUAUCAAGUCCUAUCAAACCUGUAUCUUCAAAGAUUGAUGCCAAAUUUGACCUGUCACACAGCACACCUGGAAAAGGACAGAGAACUCAAGCUGGUUUGCCCGAUGCUCUACGAUUGCCUCCAGGCGCCGUAUUUAUCCCUACGCAACCGGCUCCUGCAAUCGCUGUGAUCGGAUGCGAAGCUGAACAGGUGUCGACAGUACGACACACGCCAGCUGCCAAUAUGGUCAGGCGCUCACCGGCGGUCGAGACCACUUACUUAGACCUUUUCUCGCCAGUCAAAAAAGUUUCUCCUCCGCGUCAGCAACAGAAAAGUCCAGUAUCAUCUCCUCACCGACGCCGUAAACGCCUCUCAAGUCAGACUUUUGUAAGGUCGAACAGCCCUGAGUCUGCGCACAUAGCUGUCGAAGUCGUAACCAGGUCACCUGAGACGCCUAAGCAUCUAUCAAUUCAUCCGUUAAACACAACGAUUGAGCGUCAACAGAAGCCUCCUCAUGGUACUACUCCAGCGUCUGCUCGACGCGGUCCUAGAUCAGGACGAAAGAAGGCUCAUGGCCGAAGUGCCCAAGGCUUGAACCGUAGCCCCUCUGCAUCUAUGGGAGCAGGAAGGAAUGGAAAAGUUCUUGCCGAUCUACGAAGACUGGGUGUUGAACAGCCAGCAAAGAAGAAUGGUAAAGCUGCGCUUUUCGCUCCAUACAUGAAUCAUACUGGUAUCUCUAAUCUUCCGAGAACGGAGGCGCAGACUACAGCCAACAAUGUUGUCUUGCUGACUGAACCCCUGCCAAUUGAAGAGUGCUCGCCUGAAUCUCAACAUCACCACCCAAACCAACCUCCGCAAGUACAUUUCGAGUUAGAAAGCCGCUCAUCAGACCGAGAUAUCUGGAUGUCCGCUGGAUCUUCGGAAGAUGAGUGCAAUCAGCGACAGGACGACGAACGCACACACUACCAUGCUCGCCAAAGACGAAUGACCCAAUCUCAAUCACAGAGGUCAGAGCCUGAAACCACUCUCGAGGCAGCGACUGUAUCACCACAACCCCACAAUGCUGCCAAGGAAGCUGCUGUGCUCUCAAUGUCCGAGGAAGCCAUGUUCAGCGCAGUCUCACACAUUUCAAACAUUGACGGCGAGUUUAUGCCUGCUUCGAGCGAUGUGCAAAGACUCUUUCCUCGUGGCUCCUCGAUCUACUCGACUUCUCCGUCUCGCCAAUCUCCUAAAAAGUCACCACGUAGACAGGUACAAGUCUGGAAUGAUGAGGCACCGAAAACAAAGACAGUUAUAAAUCCAAUGCAACGCGAAAAACUGGUGAGCAUGCAAUCUAAUACGACUCUGAAGGCAACACCAAGGGAUAUGGCAGCAAAGAAGGCUGCUGCUGUACCAUUAGGAUCUGGAGAAACGAAAAGGACCAAAGCUCUCCCACCGAUUCCAUCACUGCCAUCUACUAUCGUGCCUUCUCAACCUCAAAGAUGUGCUUGCGCGGAGAAGAGCUGUCCGGGUUGCUUAGAGCUGGGAGCGAGGGUCCACAGUCUAGAAGAUGAAGUCGCAAGAUUGAAGAUCGAGGUCCUUGGGCUUAGGAGUGCCCUCAGAAAGACGGGCGUGUCGAGCCGCGUGGCGGAGAGAAAGAGGUGA